AUGGCGGCGGAGGUUGGCCGCGCGGGGGGCGCUCCUGGCGGCGGAACUGGGGAGGCUCCGGCGGAGCGGGAGAGGGCGCUGAUUCACGUGGCGGCGCCGCCCGCGAGUCUCAAGGAGAAAAUCGAGGAGUGGUGGGAGCAGAUUGGGCGCGAGCAGCACCAGGCGCGGCGGGAGGGGAAGUGGGGCGGAGGGGAGAGGGCGGCGGAAGGGGGAAGGGCGGAAGCGGGAAGGGCGGAAGGGGGAAGGGCGGAAGGUGAGGCGGAGAGGGAGAGGGCGCGGAGGGUGACUGCAGACGAGGUGACUGAAAAGAAGCUGGUUGCCGUGAGCCAGGUGCUGGCGCUGCUGCCGAUUUCGCUCUUCCCUAAAGUCACAUCGGUGCACGAGGUGACGGCCAACACGACGCUGUACGAUGCCAUCAAGCUGCUGUCUCGCCACAACCUCACCACUGUACCCGUUAGAAGCAUUGCUGGAGAGGCUGCAGGGCGGGCCCGGGGCAGGGGCGGGGCAACUGACGUUGAAAUGACUGAAUCAGAGCAACAAGAGGGAGGGGAGGGAGAAGGAGCAACGGGGGUGGUGGAAGAGCCAGCAGAGGGAGGAGGGGAGAUGGAGGAGGAGGAAACAUUGGAGGAGGUGGAGGUGGAGGAGUGGGAGCCUCAGUACUUGGGCAUGAUGGAUUUGGCAGGCGCGGUUAUCCUCUGGGUCUUUGCCAAUCUCGAAGCAUCUUCGAUCGGCUACGCCACGGCGUCGACCCUCGCUGCCUCCCUUGUCGGCUCCUUCGUCGCAGCAGCCGGGACAGCCGCGCUCGGAGCUUCGGCCGGACCUGUGUCAGCCGCGGCAGCCGCCGGAGCUGCAGCCUCGGGAGCCCUGGGCGCCCAGGCCUCCACUGGGGAAGGAGCACCUGGGGAAUCAGCAGGAGCCAUGGCUUCAUCCCCUCGCACCGGCCGAUUCUUUUUCGAGGAGCUUCUCAAGAAUGAGGCGUUCCACACCACGCGGGUUGCGGAUCUAGCCGGAUCGUUCCGCUGGUCGCCGUUUGUGUAUCUCAAGCCGUCCGACACGCUUCUCACGCUCUUCCUCCUCAUGUCCAAGUAUGCCAUCCGCUCCGUGCCAGUGCUGCCGCCCGGCCCCGAGUCGGCAAUCUCGACGGUGGAAGACGAUGCAGCAGUGACAGAGCCCUUUCGGCUGAUGAUGGAGCACGACAUAGGAGGGGUGCCCGUGGUGGCCAAGGGAAGCAACCGCCUCAUCGCCAACAUCAGUGCGCGGGACAUUCUGCACCUCGUGGGUUCGCCCGAGAUUUUCAAGCGGCGCCAGGAGCAGUCGUUCACUGUGCGAGACUUCAUAGCAGCAGCAAACGAGCCUAUCUCAUCAGCCACGGAGGUCAUCUGGCCGGUCAUGACCCCCCCCAUCACCUGUUCCCCCGCCACGCCUCUCCGCAACGUGCUCCAUGCUCUCAACCGCACCCACAUUCAUCGCAUCUAUGUCACCUCCUCACCUGCUUCUGCUUCUACGAGCGCUGCUGCUGCUGCUGCACCUGCUGCUGAUGUGGCUGGUGGUGCUGGUGCUGCUGGUGCUGCUGGUGCUGCUGGGGGUGCUGGUGCUGCUGGGGGUGCUGGUGCUGCUGGUGCUGCUGGUGCUGCUGGUGCUGCUGGUGCUGCUGGUGCUGCUGGUGCUGCUGGGGGUGCUGGUGCUGCUGGGGGUGCUGGUGCUGCUGGGGGUGCUGGUGCUGCUGGGGGUGCUGGUGCUGCUGGGGGUGCUGGUGCUGCUGGGGGUGCUGGUGCUGCUGGGGGUGCUGGUGCUGCUGGGGGUGCUGGUGCUGCUGGGGGUGCUGGUGCUGCUGGGGGUGCUGGUGCUGCUGGGGGUGCUGGUGCUGCUGGGGGUGCUGGUGCUGCUGGGGGUGCUGGUGCUGCUGGGGGUGCUGGUGCUGCUGGGGGUGCUGGUGCUGCUGGUGGUGCUGGUGCUGCUGGUGCUGCUGGUGCUGCUGGGGGUGCUGGUGCUGCUGGGGGUGCUGGUGCUGCUGGGGGUGCUGGUGGUGCUGGUGCUGUUAGCGCUGGGCAGCAGGAGGUGGGGGGGAAGGAGUUCGGAGGGGUGGAGAGGUCGAGAAGCGAGGGGCAGCAGGAGGUGAUGGGGUUGGUGACUUUGCGGGACGACAUCAUUGGAUAG
Closterium sp. Naga37s-1 is the source of this 2157-nucleotide messenger RNA. The record is from the annotation of a GenBank genome assembly. NCBI's taxonomy places the organism in Eukaryota, Viridiplantae, Streptophyta, Zygnematophyceae, Desmidiales, Closteriaceae.